AUGAACUCCAUCACCAGGCAGCUGAGGAAGGCUGCCCGCAUCAUCCUCAUUGGCGCUCCAGGAGUUGGAAAGGGAACACAGACAGAGAGACUACUCGCCAGAUAUCCGGAAUUAUCCUCAAUCAGCUCAGGAGAUCUUCUGCGCGAAAAUGUGCGGCGCAAGACCCCCCUAGGUCUCAAGGCCGAGGCUGCAAUGCAGUCUGGCAACCUUGUCCCCGAUUCCAUGAUCCUCGAACUCAUUUCCUCCGAAUUUCAAUCCAAGGGUUGGCUCCCAGCGACAGCACCUCUCGCAACAGCCUCAUCACAUCACACCUCGCGCCCAGUCCCGUCAUUAUCUCCCUCCGCGUCGUUUAUCCUGGAUGGGUUUCCCCGAACGGCGAGUCAGGCAUCAAGCUUGGACUCCGUUGUCCCCGUCAAUUUCGUCGUCCAUCUUGUCACACCUCCCUCUGUCAUCCUCUCUCGGAUCGGAUCGCGCUGGGUCCACGAGCCAUCCGGAAGAGUCUAUAAUACCGAUUUCAACGCCCCCAAAGUUCCCGGCAAAGAUGAUAUCACCGGUGAGCCCUUGACGCAACGACAAGACGAUUCGAUUGAGACAUGGAAGCAGCGUUUACAAAAGUUCGAAGAGACCAGCAAGGCGCUGCUAGAGCACUACGAACGGAAGGGCUGCUUAUGGCGAGUGGAGGGCAACUCCAGCGAUGAGAUCAGCCCGCAGGUAUUCGCAGAGGUUGAACGCAAGUUCUGUUAG
Messenger RNA from Aspergillus clavatus NRRL 1, 744 nucleotides. Its product is annotated as adenylate kinase ADK2. The record is from RefSeq and is a predicted model, not a curated record. The transcript is spliced from 2 exons. Lineage: Eukaryota; Fungi; Ascomycota; Eurotiomycetes; Eurotiales; Aspergillaceae. Gene Ontology annotation, biological process: nucleobase-containing compound metabolic process. Gene Ontology annotation, molecular function: ATP binding; AMP kinase activity. The coding region runs from base 1 to 744 and encodes 247 amino acids. Gene Ontology annotation, cellular component: cytoplasm; mitochondrion.